UUAUUUAAACCCAUUCAUUCGAUGCCGUUUCAGAUAAAUUAUUUUGCUACAACCGCAUCUUCCUAAUGGCCCCAGUUAACGAGGCUGAUGCUCCGCCACGAACACGGCAGCGGUUACUUUCUUCCUCUUCCAACCCUCCCGGCGACUCACUCCAAGCGCCACCGCUUCCAUCACUUCCGUUUGAUCUCGUGGUGGAAAUCAUGUGCAGGCUCCCUGUGAAGCCGGUGUUGCGAUUCCGCUGCGUUUGUAAGUCGUGGAAAUCACUAAUCUCUGAUCCCAGAUUCGCUAAAAAGCACCUCCGCUGUUCGCCGAAGACGGACUUCACCCGCCAUCACCUCAUCUUACACUACAACACCUCCUCACGCCGCCGCCGCAAAGAUUACGUUCACACGGAUUACCCACUCCUCUCCGUUUUGAACGCCGCCAUGCCUACCCCGACCACGACCACGACCACACAGUUCAAAUUCGAUCAAAACAAUUUACAUUCAAUCGUUGGCUCUUGCGAUGGCAUCAUCUGUAUCGUCGCUGAUUAUGGUAACUCUAUUAUUUUAUGGAAUCCUUCCAUUCGGAGAUUCAAUAUACUGCCGUCGUCUAUGGAAAGUCCACGGCUGUACGGAUUUGGUUAUGAUAAUCUCUCUGACACUUACAAAAUAGUUGCAAUUUCCUGCUAUAGUGAUUACCAAACACAAGUCAAGGUUCAUACAUUGGGUACUCAUUGUUGGAGGAAGAUUCAAGACUUCCUUCCUUCUUGUGAACCUUUCGUUGGAACAACAGGAAUAUUUGUGAGUGACACUCUUAAUUGGUUGUCAUACGAGGAAGGUGCAAAUUGUUUUAUUAUGUCUCUUCAUUUGGGGAAUGAGUGUUAUAGAAAACUUUUGCUUCCUCCUAAUGGAGCUGGACCUGACGGAUUGGGGGUGUUGAGGGAUUGCUUGAGCAUGCUUUCUGGCAAUUACCAGGUGUGUGAUGUUUGGCUUAUGAAGGAGUAUGGAAAUCAACAGUCUUGGACUAAAUUAUUCAGUGUCGCCAAGCAACUAUUCCACCACCAGGUUUUUGAUACACUUCAUAUUUUUGAGGAGGAUCAACUGCUGCUGGUGUGCGGUUCAAAGUUAUAUCUUUACCAUCCCAGAGACAACACUUUGAAAACUCAUCAAAUUCAGAAUAUUACUGGUUGGGUGGUCCCAGGGGUCUAUGUUGAAAGUUUGAUAUCACCUUCUCUUGAUAGAUAUUAGGAUGUAAAAUGGGGAUGGUGGGAACUCAUUUCUUGAGUAUAUUUUUCGUGAUGUCCAUGAGUAGUGGAAGAUGCAACAGGAACAGCAAUGAAGCUGGUACUAGCUGGGGUGACAGAAGUGAAUUAUCUGUUUUUAUAUUGUCAUAUUAAAGCUAUUGUGACUUGGAAAGUAUUGAUUAUAUUUUCAUCCAACUUCUCGUCUUAAUUAUUCGAUAAGAAGUUCCCAAAUCAUAUUUCCUUCAAUAUUAGCUCAGGAUCCUCUUUUGUUUAGAACUAUUAUUAGUUAUCUAGAAAUGACUUUUUGAGUGGGAAUUAUGGAUUGAAAUGACCUGCAUUUUAAGCAGUGCAUUGUAUUGUUAGGGGAUCCAUAAUUACUUUUGACCAGAACUUGCUAAGUGUGUGAUUGGUUUCAUGUCUAAAACACAUUUAGCUAGAAAAUAACGUGCUUUGAAGUGUAAGUCAUAAUUUCUGUGA
Lotus japonicus is the source of this 1702-nucleotide messenger RNA. Its product is annotated as F-box/kelch-repeat protein At3g23880-like. Lineage: Eukaryota; Viridiplantae; Streptophyta; Magnoliopsida; Fabales; Fabaceae. Gene Ontology annotation, molecular function: protein binding. The transcript is spliced from 2 exons. The record is from RefSeq and is a predicted model, not a curated record. The coding region runs from base 66 to 1229 and encodes 387 amino acids.